UCAUUAAUGACCCUUUCUUCCAUGAGUAAGCUCUGACCUGAUCUCUUGUUUUUGUCAACCUCAUGUUUAAUGGAAGGCAGUUCCACAGUACUGUCCCAAUGUUAAAAACAAACAAAACGUCAUCUACAAAACAAUCUUCACUUCCGCUACAUGAAUGCACUGGUGUUGCACUUUACUAAGUGAACAGAAAAACAUGCUCAUCCUAACGAUGGCAUCUUCAGAAUCAGAAAUAAUUUAAUGGGGGAAAUUGUUAAAUUGCAACCAAAUACAUCCCCUGUAUAUUAAAAAUUGAAAAGUAGUUUAAUUUGAUUAUUUAUUGUUGAUUAAUGCUUUGUCGAUCUACUAAUCGAUUAAUCAAAUAACCGUUUUAACACACACAGUUGGUAGUGCACCCUGGAUACCAACAGCACCAUCAACCAGCAGGUUGUGAGACUAAAGGGAGGCGACAGGGAGACCCAGCAGAGAGAGAGAGAGAGAGAGAGAGAGGGGGAGAGACAGGGAGAGAGAGCAUUGCUCGCUGCUCUUCCAUCGGGGUGGAGCAAAAAGGAUGAGAGGAAUGUGACUGAGAGAGAAAGGGAGAGAGUGCGGGGAUGUCAGCAAAUACACCCAAGGGAGAGAGAGAGGCAGGGAGGCAUGUCAGGGUUGAGAGGAGGGAGGACUAUACUUAGGCAGCAAUAAAGAUAGUCAGCCACAGCCAGCGCUGUACUACAGAGCAUGCAGGGGGACACGCUGGACCUCCUAGCAGCAACUUGGGAUUGUAUCCAAUUCUAAAGAUCUGGUCCGACAACAAACUGCCUUCUCAGCUCAACUGGUCCAGCAACAGAAUCCAACCGGUCUGGGGAUGGAUCCGCUUCCGAAAUCCAGAGUCGAGCACUAAAUCUAAGCCGGAUCGCACAGCAGCAACUAACCGCUACUUCAGUGAAACAAGUGCACUCUUUCUGACAUCGGGACAAUUCUGCUCUGAAAGCAUUGGAGAGGACUAGUUGACAUUUGAGAGAGCUGUCGGCCAAUGCCUGGCGCCGUGGUUACAGCGGGACCAGUGCUGCUUCAGAUGCAGUUUCAUGUCAAAAAUGUCAGGGCUCCAUUAAAGCCUAAUUUGUCACCUAUAACUGUGAACCGGACUAAAUGAAAGGUGAAAGAAGACGGGAAGAUGUUGUCUGUUUCGGUCACAUAAAAAAACGGCAUUAUAUUUCAAAAACAAGGACCCAGAUUGGUGAAAAAAAAAAAAGAGGACCAGCUCGAGACAACAUGGUAGAAAAUUGUAUAAAAUAUGACAAAUGAAGUCUUGACCACUUAUUUUUUACAUUCAUGAAACACAUUCGGAUGAGUCGUCAUGAAGCUCAAGAUGAAAGCAACUCAAGGAUUACACAUUCAAGACUUGGUGCUCUCCAUCCCCGGUGCUGAUCGCGACACUUUAGUAGUUGACUUCAUGUGUGAAAGUGUGUUUUCCAUCGGUUUACCCUCGAUCGUCGCCUCCGGCCAUGACGCUUCCAUCAGAGACCGUGCUGAGGUGACCGGAUAUCAUCCUUGUGGGGUCUGAAGCUCCGUGACCCCCGGUGGGCGUGAAUUGACGUGCGUUGGCUGCCGAGACGGUACAUGUGCGUGUGAAUGUGGCGGUGCUAUGCUGAGGGUGUCGGGUGUCGCACCAGCUCCGUCGGGCCACGAGUGGCGAUUUCAGUGUUCCGUCGGCGUGGACUGUAGCGAUGCCGAACCCCGCUGUAUCUGGCUGGCGGUUUUGAGGGGUGUUUCGCCUCACAGCUCACCCCGCCCAACCCCCAUCGCAUCACCAAGAAGACGGGGCUCCCGGAGGGUCAUACACUGCCACCGCUUGUCCUGGGCUAAAGGACGGAGAGAUGGCAUGGUGUCGUCCAAUGAGAACAGGCGCCGGCCGCUGUCGUCUGGCGAGGUGGAGGGCGUGUCGUGGCAGGGCCCACGGACCAUUUUCGUCCCGAAGAACUCACAGGGAUUCGGCUUCACUCUGCGCCACUUCAUCGUAUACCCACCAGAGUCCUCCCUCCACAGCCUCAAGGAUGAAGAGAACGGGAACGCAACUGGAAGAGCAGGUGGCCAGCGGUCUCGUUUGGAGCCAAUGGACACCAUCUUUGUGAAGAGCGUGAAGGAAAACGGCCCCGCGCAACAAGCUGGACUGUGUACAGGGGACAGGCUGGUGAAGGUGAACGGGGAGAGCAUUCUGGGUAAAACCUACUCUCAAGUGAUCACGCUCAUCCAAAACAGUGAAAACAUUCUGGAGCUCUCUAUUAUGCCAAAAGAUGAGGAUGUGUUGCAGUUGGUAAGUGCGUACUCCCAGGAUGCCUACCUGAAAGGCAAUGAGCCAUAUUCAGGCGUGGCCCAGAACCUCCCUGCGCCGCCGCCUCUCUGCUACCCUUCCGCCAAGCCCAGCUCCUCCGCCCCACAGCACAACCCCCACAGUCCCCCGGACAACUGGCAGUGCCGACCGGGCCCCGCCGCCUCCCCACUGGACAACCGCCCCCCCGCCGCUGCCACUCCCGUCCUCGGCUGGCCAGGGGAUCCUGAGGAUUCCGGCGGCCACUUCGCCCUGUCGGGCCGGCACCGGGGCCGCUCCUCUUUGGCCAUCAACGUGCUGGACUUUCACUUUGCUAACCACAAUGCAGCCAUCGCCUCUGCUACUCUGCCUCCACCGCAGAAGAGCAGCCUGCAGGCCUCUGCCCGCACCCAUGCCGAUACUCUCUGCCACCAGGCUCUGUCGGACUGGUACUACAGCCAGGCCGAGGCUGCAGAGAGCAUGUCCCCCCGCCACCGCAGCAUAUCUCAGGAUUGUUUAGCGGAGCUGGGGCUGGGGUUGGCCCUCGGCCCCGGUCCCGCAUCUGCCUCCACAACCUCCGCGGAGAAACGCAGAAGGGAAACCCUCCAGUUCCACCACCAGGCGGCUGCUGCUUCCCAUGAUUCCUAUUGGUUAGGGGGCUGGGGUGGUGUAUCAGGACCAGGAAGCAGAUCAUGCUCAGAGAGCCUCCUGGCAGCCUACGCCGAGUACGAGCAUAACUACGGGCGUUCUGUGGAAACACUGGCACAAGCUUCUGCACUGGUGUCACCGCAUUGCGAACACUCUUCGCACGGGUCACAAGCGGCGAAAUUCAGAGAGCAGAAAGAUCAGAAGGUUACGGCAGGGCAUCAGCACAAAACCACAGUGAUGUCCCCCAUCACAGCCUCCUCCACAGUGCCUCCUAGUGGCAGGCGGUCAGGCCAGCAGGUAGCCGAACCCCAAACACGGCGAGUAAAAGAAGAAGAGCUGGUGGGCUACAAAAGCUACAGCCCGUCUUUCUCCCGCAAAGCUGGCCACCUCCUCCAGCAGGCCCACUCCUUCAGAGAGCCCAGCUACAGCGGCCCCCACCUCAACUGGAGCCCCGGCAGCAGAAGCGGCCCCAUGGACAGCGAGGGGGGCGUGGUACCCAGGCCCCGGUCUACCCCGGCUCUGUCUGCGCCAGAGGAGGAGAGAGCCCGACUGGGUGAGGACAGGGAGCUCGUCUCCCCCAUCUCCCUGAAUCAAGAGGUGGUCCUGAGGCAGAAGCCGCCUUCCGGCCGCCGAACCCCUGUUCAGGCCGUUCAACAUCCCCACUACACCGCACCCGUGGAGUCACCCGAGCCCCCCGGUUUGGAACCUACACAAGGGACCCCCUCUCCUGUCUCCGGGGGACCCAGUACCAACCGCAGGGCUAAUGGUAGCCUUGCACAGCAUGCAUUCAACUCCUUGGCCUCUAUUCCCUUCAUAGAUGAGCCCACCGGUCCUAGUAUUGACCUACAGGCCUGCUAUGUACCAGCCCGCUCUGUUGUGUCCAGUUCACAGGCCUCCACCAUGGCCACCCUCACUUCCACCUCUGUAUCCCCCACCCUCUCCUCCAUCUCCCCCUUUGUCCGACUUCGUCCUCGGGACUGCAGCAGUAUUAAAAGUCGCCGCUCCUCUUACUUGCUGGCCAUCACCACAGAGAGAUCCAAGUCCUGUGACGAGGGUCUCAACACCUUCAGAGAAGAAGGCUGCGUCUUCUCCAAACUACCAAAAAGGGUCAAGAGCUUUUUCACUGAUGGGUCUCUGGAGAGCCUGCGAGCCCAGGAGGAGGCCCGGUCCAAACGCCACUCCACCUCUGAACUGGGAACCAUCACCUUUAGUGAUGUUCGCAAGGAGGGCUGGCUGCACUACAAACAGAUCCUCACCGAGAAGGGAAAGAAAGUGGGUGGCGGCAUGCGACCGUGGAAGCGUGUCUUCUCUGUGCUCCGCUCGCAUUCGCUCUUCCUCUACAAGGACAAGCGAGAGGCGGUGCUUCACGGGGCGGGGCCAGGCCAGGACGAACACCCUCCCAUCAGCAUCCGCGGCUGCCUGAUCGACAUCGCCUACAGCGAAACCAAGCGGAAGCACACACUGAGGCUGACCACGCAGGACUUCUGCGAGUACCUGCUGCAGGCCGAGGACAGGGACGACAUGCUGGCCUGGAUCAGGGUCAUCAGGGAGAACAGCAAGACCGACAACGAGGAGAUCGGCUUCUCAAGACAAGCUCUCAUCAACAAGAAGCUGAAUGACUACAGAAAACACAGUCUGACAGGUAGUAAGCCGGACUCCUCUCCCAGAGCCCACCGUAUGAUGCCUCCCUUCCUCCUGGCAAAGACCGACAACACCUCAGUGAACCGAGCCUCCAGAACCGAUGACAACAAGGCGCUGUGGGGCAUCAACAUCAUGAAGAAGGCCAAGAAGACAGGCAGUCCGAAGGCUUUUGGCAUGCGGCUGGAGGACUGUCAGCCCGCUGUCAACCAUAAAUUUGUCCCUCUGAUUGUGGAGAUGUGCUGUGGCGUGGUGGAGGAGACGGGUUUGGAUUACACCGGUAUCUACCGGGUGCCGGGCAACAACGCCAUGGUGUCCAACCUGCAGGAGCAUCUCAACAAGGGCAUGGACAUCAACACUGCUGAGGAGAGAUGGCAGGACCUGAACGUAAUCAGCAGCCUGCUCAAGUCCUUCUUCCGAAAACUGCCUGAGCCGCUGUUCACUGAUGACAAAUACAUCGACUUCAUUGAUGCCAACCGGAUAGAAGACGCGGAGGACAGACUGAAGACCAUGAAGAAACUGCUCCAUGACCUCCCAGAUCACUACUAUCACACCCUGAAGUUCCUGGUGGGUCACCUGAAGAAGGUGGCAGAUCACUGUGAACAGAAUAAGAUGGAGCCGAGAAACCUGGCCCUGGUGUUUGGUCCCACUCUGGUGAGGACGUCAGAGGACAACAUGACUGACAUGGUCACCCACAUGCCCGACCGCUACAAGAUAGUGGAGACGCUCAUCCUGCACCACGACUGGUUCUUCACUACCGGAGAGCUCGAUGAAGAGGAGAAGGCCCCAGAGGAUAAGCGGGACAUGCAGCCUGUUCCCAACAUCGACCAUCUGCUGUCCAACAUCGGCAGGCCCGGCAUGCCAGGAGAGGCGUCAGAUUCCACCACCAGCGAUUCACUUAAAUCAAAGCUUUCUUCGCUCUCCAAGAAGGACCUGAGUGCCAGGGACUUCCUGCCCAAGUCCAUCAUUUCCGCUGUGACCCGCAAACGUAAAAAAUGCCUCAGUACCCACCUGCAGGACGGCAGCGCCGACGAGGACUCCGAGCACGAGCCGGUCAAAACCAGCAACUACGGGGGAGGAGAAGGCGGGGGAGGGGAGGAGGAAGAGGAGGGGAACAGAGGAGAGAAAGAGGCGGUCAAGGGAGAACAAACCAUUCCGAAAAAAGACAAAAGGGAUGAAAAGGAGACUGGGGGGACAGCUAGAGUGGUCGCUGAGGGACAAGAUUCGUUGUCUGGAGAGGAAGAGGGGAACAGAACGGCCAACAAAUGUGAAGAGAGCAGGAGAAGAACGGCAACGCAACCUCGUCCAAACAGUUUCCUCUGCUCGCACCAUCAGAGCGCCACAUACCCAAGACCCCCAACCAUGUCUGAUCCUCCUUCCCACUUGAGGCCUCACGCUCCGGCCAGAGGACACCCCACAGUCCCCUUCUGGAUCUGCCCCACCAGGCUCCCCAACCUCUUCCAGGCUUCCAGCUUUUACGGGACCCAGCAGCCGGACUGGAACCAGUCGGUGCCGGUCCGCUACAGGAAGACAAGAGGCGGGAGGACAAGGGCUAUUUCCAUGAAUCUGGAGCUUGAGCUGGGCAGGAGCGAGGAACGAGUCAAAGGAUGGAGAGCAGAGAGGCUGGAGGUGAUCAGAGCCAUUGAAGGAACACCGGGUCAGCAUGGACGUGUUGGGGUCACUCAGGGAUCGACUGUAGGUCCUGGGUCAGUUCAACAAAUAGACCCCCCCCCUCAUCCUGCCCAGGAGUCUCGCCCUCUCUCCUCCUCCUCCUCCCCAGGAUCUCACGCUGUGGUCCUGAGGAGAACGGCCCUGGACCCACGGGACAAGAAGAGGGCAUGGCGUCGUCACACUGUGGUCGUUUAAUCGGAGUGUUUCAUCUACUAACACAGUACAAAGUACUAGCCCUUUACUCACAAACACUGGAUCCCCGUGUCACUGCUUCUGAAGUGUCCGUCAUGUUGCCAUGGGGAUCUGCGUUGUGGAGACUCUUCCCUCAGGGCUUUUUAUUGCCUCUGAAGUUGGAGACCUGAUCUCACGCUGAAGUACUUCUUUGUGCGCAGCUGCAGAGUUUCAUUCCAAAAUGAAAAAUGUGAAACUCAUUACUUAACAUACAAAUUCUACCAUUCAACUACUUUGAAAGCUACUCAUCUUUAACCCUUUACUGACAGAAUAACUGUAGAUGUAAUUAUCCAUGUUGUUGUAUGUUUUCAAAAGGACAUUAGGGCUGACACAGCAAAUUAAGAUCCUGGUAUUUGAGGCAAAUUCUCACCAAAAUCUGAUGACUUUUCUCAGGAGAGAUUCCCCUUAGCUUGUAUGUUCACAUACACUCACACACGUCUUAUAUAACCAGCCGAAGACACGCUAGUGGCGUGUUAGCUUGGUCGCUAAAAGGACAAUAAAUUCACACAGUGUGUGGAACACUUUACUCCCGUAGAAGAGCUGGAAUAGAAGAACACAUCGAAUAACUACAGUAGCUUCUCCAGCUCUCCAUUUCUCAAAGGUCAGCACAGUUUGCUGUUGGUCAGCGCUGUUUCGAGGAUUUUAGGCCAAUUCCCUGAUCACGACGAUUCCAUUCCAAUCAAUUGAUUUUGCAGCAAAAUCUUUCCGUUUUAAAAGCUGGUGUGACCGAGCCUUCACAGCACUGUAACUGGAGACCCUUUCACACCCAAUGUCUUUGAAUGAUAACUAUGUGUAUUCAGCUGUGUGGCAAACUAUUCUUUUUAGAUUACGUGAACAAGGUAAAAACCAAAAUCUGUGAGUGAAAACGAUGCGAUCCAACACGCAGACCUCAAUAUUAGAAAAGAGAAAUACGUCUCUGAAGGCAGAAGAUCAUCUUAACUAAGUGUUGUAGAACCAAUCCAAGCAAUCCAAUCUUAAAACGACCAAGACAACACGCUGACAUCUUUUCAAAUUUGGCUUCAUAUACUAGAGCUAGAAUCCAGCUUGAUAUGUUCCCGGGGAAGUAAUGACAAGGAAACCUACCUCUCUAACGAACAACAGUUCACUUUCAAUGGAUUCUGAUGUAAAGAAAAUGAAACAAUCUCGGUGAGACGUGUUGCCAUGUUUCACAGUGCUGUUCUUAUUACAACCACUAGGUGGUGCCACAAGUAAGGACCUUUUUAAAAUGCCUUUACUGUUCAUUUCUAAAAUCAUCUUUUGGAAUGAAACCCAUCAACUGUAAAUUCAAAAAAUUGAGAGAAAGCCAUAUCAGACAUUUAAAAUUCAACUCCAGAGCCGAGCUGCUGUUACAACGAACCCUCACACCAGCAAAGACUCCCGUCAUCUGCCACGUGUCUUUCAUUGGAAACCGACUGUUGUUGUCUUUGACGUAACCCGCGUGGGCAAAUACCACAGCACCAGUUCAGAGGAAACUUCUCCUCAGUUUACGUCUCAGCCCUUUACGAGCUCUUCCAAAGCCUCCUGUGGAUCUACAGGGAACUCCACCACUCUCUGUCUCUGGGUGAUGGGACUUUGGGCGUCAUGCCAAAGCUUCCAUGGACUUAAAAAUAUAUAUAAAUAUAUAUAUUGUGUGCAUGGGUUCAGUGACAUUAAAAUAUGCAAACUCUAAGUGUUCAACACAAGCAUAUCGUGUUUCUGUAUGUCGGGGGAGGGGGGCCUGUUUCAUCGGAGGACGUGUUUAAGGCAGCUAUCCGAAGUCAUGCCAAAAUGUUCCGUUUUCUUCUAUUUGGGUCAUUUGUGUACAACAUUAGAGCCAAGAGAGAACCUAAGAGAGGCUCUACUUUAUACAUUAUAUCAGUGUUAGGAGUAUCGUCACGGGAGCAGUGAAAGUGAGUGAAUAACCUCCUUAAAUACAAAACCAGAGUCUUACCCGAUUGAUAUUUUUUCAGUAUUUUUCUCUCCCGUUGAGUCUAGACUCAAGAAAUGAAACCGGAGCUGAAUCAAACUGUACUGCCAGCCGCCAUCAUCCAACCACACUCCAUGUCUGUCCUUUAUCUGUGCCCCUGUGCAUGUACUCUGUAAGUGGGUGGCUGUGCGUGGACCAAUUUUUGUAACAGUUGUACAAAGCCUUGUUAAGUUAACCUGUGUAUAUAAUUAUUAUACAUAAUAUAUUAAAUUAUUUGUUUU
Molecule: messenger RNA, 8659 nt
Organism: Anarrhichthys ocellatus (wolf-eel)
Lineage: Eukaryota; Metazoa; Chordata; Actinopteri; Perciformes; Anarhichadidae
Product: rho GTPase-activating protein 23-like
Exons: 24
Coding region: 1622-6436 (1604 amino acids)
Biological process (GO): signal transduction
Molecular function (GO): protein binding
Source: RefSeq, a predicted model, not a curated record